Molecule: messenger RNA, 1233 nt
Organism: Neurospora tetraspora
Lineage: Eukaryota; Fungi; Ascomycota; Sordariomycetes; Sordariales; Sordariaceae
Exons: 2
Coding region: 1-1233 (410 amino acids)
Molecular function (GO): oxidoreductase activity
Source: RefSeq, a predicted model, not a curated record
AUGGCUCCCGGAACUCUCGUCGAGGACGAGGCCCAGCCCGCCGCGGCCGCUUCUCCCGCCGUCUUCAAGCACAAGAACGCCUACCACAACCAAGACGCCCCCCGCGACAUCUUCCCCGACGGCAUCCGCACCUCGGGCCAGCACCCUCCCCUCUACGACGUCCUCCGCCCUUACUCCGAGUUCCCCAAGGAGAUCACCGGCCCGACUGUCUGGAAGCGCGAGGACUUCGUCAACAACCCCGAGCGCUGGGUGCACCCCUUCACCGAUGAAGAGGUCCAGGAGCUCUCCGACACGGCCGACGCCUUCAUCGCCUCCGGCACCCCGUUGACCGGUAUCUCGCAGGAGAACUUCCCCCUGCCCAAGCUGGGCAAAGUCCUGACCAACCUCCGCGACGACCUGCUCAACGGCAAGGGCUUUAUUUUGUUUAAGCGCUUCCCCGCCGACGUCUGGGGCGCCGAGAAGAACGCGGUCGCCUACAUGGGCUUGGGCACCUACCUGGGCUACUUCGUCUCUCAGAACGGGCGCGGCCACGUCUUGGGCCACGUCAAGGACGUCGGCGACGACCCGACCCAGAUCCACACGGUGCGCAUCUACCGCACCACGGCCAGGCAGUUCUUCCACGCCGACGACGGCGACAUCGUCGGCCUCUUGUGCGUGCACCGUGCGCAGGAGGGCGGCGAGAGCGAUAUCGUCUCUGUUCAUAACGUCUGGAACACUUUGCAGCAGGAGCACCCGGAUGUCGCUGAGCUCCUCACCAAGCCCAUCUGGUACUUUGACCGCAAGGGCGAGGUGUCGGAGGGCCAGGCGGAGUGGGUUCGUCAGCCGGUUGUGUACAUUGAGAACGGCGGCAAGGGAAGACUCUACUGCAAGUGGGAUCCGUACUACGUCAAGUCGUUGACUCGUUUCAGCGACAAGGGUCUCAUCCCUGCGCUGAGUGAGGAGCAGUUGAGGGCUAUGCAGAUUCUGGAGGAGACUUGCCAGAGGCUGGCGCUGCAUAUGGUGCUGGAGGUGGGCGAUAUCCAGUUCUUGAGCAAUGCGCAUUUGUUGCAUGCUCGUACUGCUUAUAGGGACUUUGCCCCUCCUGCUCCCCGUCGUCAUCUCCUCCGUCUCUGGCUCGCCACCCCCGAGAGCGAGGGCGGCUGGGCUCUCCCCAUGCCUGACAGCGACGAGAAGAAGCGCGGUGGUAUCCAGGUGAACAACACCCCUCCCAAGGCUCCUCUCGAUGCCGAGUAA